This is a messenger RNA of Symbiodinium sp. CCMP2592, 1230 nucleotides long. The record is from the annotation of a GenBank genome assembly. NCBI's taxonomy places the organism in Eukaryota, Dinophyceae, Suessiales, Symbiodiniaceae.
AUGGAUCAAAUGACCGUCAUUCAAAGGGAGGCCUGCUGUGCGAACGGCUACGGAGCCUUCUGUGCCACAACGCCAAAAGCACCGGUGAUCAUUCACGACAAGCCCCUCCCUCGGCGCGUGCGAUGCUACGGCAACUGGAAGACACAGUGGUCGCACGAGCAUCAGCGAUACUGCUGCUACAAGUUCAAAGAGUCUUGCGUGACCAAGGUUCAGUACCGGAAUCUCGGCUCCGAAGUCGUUCGCAAGGGGAACCAUUACAAGACUAUCACGCGGGUUCAUCAUGUGACGGUGCCUGAGAAAGUCGUCGUGCCGGAUCCAAGCCCCGUCAUCAAGAUCAAGACUGCUGGGCCACCUCGCGUCGUGAAGCACUACGUCACAAAGAAGCACUAUGUGCCCGAGCCCGUUCCGUCGCCGCCGACGUACCACUACAAGCCUGUUCCCGUUACUGUGCAUGUACCAGGGAAGGUCGUCCACGUGCCAGUUCCCAUGCCGGCCAAGACGAUCUACAAGGAGAUUCCAAUCACAAAAGUUCAGCAUGUGAUUCAGAAGCGCUACUACGACUGCGUUGCUGGAAUCAAGAACUGGCAUUACGGCUGGUCCAAGACGAAGAAAAGCUGGUGCUGCUCCCACGAGCAGAAGGGCUGUCCUGGAACAUGGCAAGGGGAUGGGUUGACGAAGACGAUUGUGACAGGGGUGACCCAACACAUUGGCCAUGGCCACGUGGGCCACGUGCACGUCAUCCACCAUGUGCAUCAUUACUCAACGAGCAGCCAUGACAUCGACGACCUGCCAGACGUCAUCGGAGAUGACGAUGCCUCGCUGCCGCCCGAGUAUCGGCACGGUGACAUGAGCGUUGGUGGCGAGGACGAGUCAUUGCCACCCGAGUAUCGGGAUGGUGACAUGAGUAUUGCCGAUGCUGAUGGGUCACUGCCACCCGAAUAUCGGCAAGGCGACAUCAGCAUUGGUAGCGACGAGGAGUCACUGCCGUCCGAAUAUCGGCACGGUGACUUGACUCUUGGUGGCGACGAGGAGUCACUGCCGCCUGAGUAUCGUGACGGCGACAGCAUGGGCGGCGACGACGAUGGCGCUCCGCCCCCAAGGAAGCUAUCUGCCGUCUUGCGUGGACGCCAAGCACGUAGAGGACAGGGUCAGCGUGUGAGACAGGAAGACGGCAGGUCGCACAGGACUCACAACACGACCUUCUCAACCUUUUAUGUGGAAGGAGCCUGA